Theileria equi strain WA is the source of this 855-nucleotide messenger RNA. RefSeq lists its product as hypothetical. The record is from RefSeq and is a predicted model, not a curated record. The transcript has 2 exons. NCBI's taxonomy places the organism in Eukaryota, Apicomplexa, Aconoidasida, Piroplasmida, Theileriidae. The coding region runs from base 1 to 855 and encodes 284 amino acids. Gene Ontology annotation, molecular function: ubiquitin protein ligase activity. Gene Ontology annotation, biological process: protein ubiquitination.
AUGGGUAAUGCAUUGAAGAGAGACGAUAUUUCAGCAAGUAAUCGCAGAUCAAGUCAGAGGCGCAUCCCCGAAAUAGAGCAGCAGAUCAUUCAUACAUUCUCGUCACAAUCUGCACCUUCGGUAGAACAAACGACUGUGAACCAUAGAUUCAUACCAAAUUUGUCCGUUAAGGGAUUGCAAUGCAGUAAAUCGACAAUAAAUUUUAAACCAGACAGUUUGAGUGUUCAGCCAGUGGACAAUCAGUUUUUGAUUUCUUUCAGAUACGAUGCAGAAGAAGAAUAUACAGUAACGUUUCGCUUUGGGCAAUGUCAUGAGGGUUUAAAGAACGGGGUGCCCUGUUUUUCCAAACCGUCAUAUAAAACACCUCCCAUCAAAUUGGAUGUAGGAAACGAUGUAUUCUUUCGUAUGGAGGUGAAAUAUCUGAAAGAUAUGAAAGGAUGCACCUUAGAAUCUUGUUCUUUUACAGAAGAAAGAAAAUAUGUACCCAUAUUAAUAGUCUUGGAAUCGUUAAAAAAGGACUUUAGCUACUACAUAAUGUCUGGGCUUAAAUUCGAUGACAUUGCAGACGUAUGGAAUAUAAUCAUAACAAAGCGUAGAAUAGUGCAAGGGGAUUACGGAUACCAAAUUCAGGAAGUUUAUGGACUUACACAAUCUAAAUUCAAUAGAUCAGAUGAAAUUGCAGAAAAUGGAGAAACAAAGAGGUGUGCCAUAUGCCUGGAUACUUGGAGCGAUACCAUAUUAAUUCCAUGCAGACAUUUAUGUCUUUGCUUUUCAUGUGCUAACAAACUACAAGGCGACUAUGGCAAAUGUCCAAUGUGCAGAACUCCGGUAUCACGAAUAGUUCACAUAUAUUAA